Molecule: messenger RNA, 1753 nt
Organism: Olea europaea var. sylvestris
Lineage: Eukaryota; Viridiplantae; Streptophyta; Magnoliopsida; Lamiales; Oleaceae
Exons: 6
Coding region: 81-1592 (503 amino acids)
Source: RefSeq, a predicted model, not a curated record
AUUCUUGUGCGUACGUAGCUACGUAUGCCUGAGUAUGUAUUUUGUAUAAUAAUAUAACUAAAAUAAACAAAUAGUAGGCAAUGGCAACAUCAUCGUUCAAAUCAACGACAAAGAGAACUACGAUAGGUUCGAGUUCAGAGGACGCCGGUAGCAACUCCGGUCAGUCUCUCCGCCGGUCGAGGAGUCUCAGCCGAUUCUCCCGACAACUCUCGCCGGAGGAAACUCCUGAGUAUAUAAAAAAUGCGCCGAGAGGAAAAUUCGUGAACACGGACCGGGGAUCGGCAACGUUCACGGAGAUCAGCCUAGACGAUCUAGCGGUCGAGCUCUUCUCAAAUGAGAGCGAUUGGUCGGCGGAUAGAGAGGGAGAGGGACGUGGAGGCGGCUUUGAAUCUGAGAUUAGGCGGUGGGCGAGCGAUACGGCGUCGUCGUCCAGGAGACGGGGGAGGUCGGUAUCGAGGAGCUGCGGGAGUGAUCUCGAGAAUGUCGUUUCGAAUGGGGCCUCGAGUAAGAAUGUCAAUUCUUCCAAGGUUGCUUCUGGACGGAGUAGGUCGCUCUCGGUGGCUCGUUAUCAGAUUAGUGAUUCUGAGAAUGCUCCACAUCAUUCUAGGAAUUCAAGCAAUCAUGCUAGUACAAAAGGCCUCAAUGGUCGAAAUAAUCUGAUGAAUUUAUCAAAGAAGUCAACUGCUUCUAGCAAUCAGCCACUUGGAAGUGAUCUUUCUCUGUUGCAUGAUGUCUAUUCUGGCAUAAGGAGAAAUCAGGUUGUUUUAAGUGGUGAUUGCUCGCAGUCAGAGAAUCCCGAGUUUGUUCAAGAUUUUUCAUCAAUCAGAGAGAAGUAUGCAGCAACCUUGGAACAGUCGGAGAAGCGUAAACAGAAUCUUCUUGCUGAAAUUUUGCUAGAGGAGCAACGGAGUCAAGAUCUCUCUAAAAUCAUCAGAGAACUACUUCCUGAUUCAAAGAGUGCAGCUAUUGCAGUGAAACCAUCAAGAAGCGGAAAGAGAAGUAGCGUCAGAAGUAGAAUGACAAAACGAUUGACUGAAAAGGCAGAGAAAUAUUUUGAAGACUUCAUUUCAAAUGUUGAAGAUACAGAUAUAUCUUCAUUUGAUGGAGAAAGGAGUGAUGGAAGUUCAACUCUAGGAGGGACAACAAGAGCAAGAGACAUUACAGUCGGAGAAGCAAAAUCUUACCAGAGUCCUGCUGGAUCGUCUUGUCCCGUGGAAAUGGAAGGGGUUGUUUUACCUUGGCUGCAAUGGGUGACUAGUGAUGAUUGUUCCCUUUCAGGGAAGGAUAAGAUGCAGGCUCCUGACACACCGGAAACUUUGUUGCUGGACUCAAAAAUGGACAAGAACUCAUUCCAAGACCUGAGUAGUCAUUCCACAAGCACACAUGGGAGUUGGCGUCGGAGAGUUUUCGACUGCUCUCUAAGUUCAAGGGAUGAAAGUAAAGGCAAGAGCAGACUAUCCUGCCAACCAUCGUACUUUGAUAUGGAGGAGUAUGUUAAGCUUCAAAAAAACGAUGAACUUUUGUUUGAAAUGUAUAAAGAACAGAAAAGAAUCAAUUCGGGCGGCCUUUUGCUCUGUGCUAACGUUCUCUAGUUGUUUUAAUAGUAGCAUAGCUUAGUUGUUUUUAAUUGAUUCUAGUAGAUAAAGCUUCAAAUUUUUAGGUGGCUAGGAGUAGAAGAUACGAACUCUCUGUUAAAUGUUAUACAUCACCGUAUGAUGUCAUUGUUAUAUAAUACACUACCAUUUUUAUUUUA